Molecule: messenger RNA, 6554 nt
Organism: Lepisosteus oculatus (spotted gar)
Lineage: Eukaryota; Metazoa; Chordata; Actinopteri; Semionotiformes; Lepisosteidae
Source: RefSeq, a predicted model, not a curated record
UGACAGUUGUACCGAGUUUGCGCAAGAAAAUGCUGCUCGUCAAUUUGGACAGGGAGCUGGUGGGAGAGGACCAGAGGCAGAGUGAGUGAAACAGAGCGCUACUCUCCAAGGGUCUCUCUCCGGCAGAGGAAAACAAACGACAGCAUCCACCGUCUGUGUACCAGGAAGAUACGAAUUGUCCAUCGCUUUGCACUGUACAAGACACACUUGGAGAUCCUGCAUUGUCAUCCAUCCAUCAAUUUUCCAACUGCUUUAUCCAGCACAGGGAGCCAGAGCAGAUCCCGGUUUUAGAGCACAUCCACGAAGCCUGCCAGAAAGGAAGACUGUAAGAGACGAAGGGAUUAACAUUACAAGGACUCUACAGCUGUCUGUUUUUUCUGAAUGUGCCGAAUCCUGAAGGUGUAGUCCUGAUUCAGGAGAGAACAGGGACGUGGCUUGACCGCGGAGGUCUUGAAACAGUAGUUGAAGAUGCAGAGAAAGAAGAGAUGUUUAAUACCCACUGGAGCUCUGUUCAUGCUGUUCUUGAGUCGCAUAACUGCAGCAUUGGAUGUACCUCUUGAUCCAAAAGUUCUGGAAGGAUUGCCACAGCCUCCCACCAUCACUGCCCAGUCUCCAAAGGACUACAUCAUAGACCCUCGAGAGAACAUUGUUAUCCAGUGUGAAGCCAAAGGGAAACCACAUCCCAGCUUCUCCUGGACAAGAAAUGGAAUGCAUUUUGACAUAGACAAGGAUCCGAGAGUGACAAUGAUGCCCAAUUCUGGAACCAUUGUUGUUGACAUUGUCAAUGGUGGGAAAGCGGAACUCUAUGAAGGAGUUUACCAGUGCACUGCAAGGAAUGAACAUGGAACAGCACUAUCUAACAAUAUCAUCAUUCAACAGUCCAGGUCCCCCUUGUGGGCCAAAGAAAAAAUUGACCCUAUUUUUGUACAAGAGGGUGUGCCACUUGUACUGCCAUGCAGACCUCCUGCUGGACUUCCACCUCCCGUUAUAUUCUGGAUGGAUAACAAUUUUCAGAGGUUACCACAAAGCAAGAGAGUCUCUCAAGCCUUAAAUGGGGAUCUUUAUUUUUCUAAUGUGCAAAUGGAAGACACACGAAAUGACUAUAUUUGUUAUGCGAGAUUCACUCAUACUCAAACCAUACAGCAGAAGCAACCCAUUUCAGUGAAGGUUUUGAACAUGGAUGCAAUCAAUGAGACAAUCGCUGCUUUUUUGAAUGACACUGAUUUUUUUGGUGACAGCCCUGUAGGAGAAAGACGUCCAACAUUUUUGGUUCCAACAGGAUCCGUAAGCACUAAAAUGGUAUUGAGAGGACAGGAUCUCAAUCUGGAAUGCAUUGCUGAAGGGCUGCCAACCCCUGAAAUGACCUGGAUGAAGGAAAGUGGAGAACUACCCAGCAAAAGGACGUCCUAUGAAAAUUUCCAAAAAACACUGAAAAUUACUGACAUCACUGAGGCUGAUGCCGGUGACUAUCGGUGUACUGCAAAAAAUGUUUUGGGAUCUGUACACCAUACUAUAAAGGUUACAGUUAAAGCUGCUCCAUAUUGGAUAGGUGCACCCAAGAAUCUCAUACUAGCUCCCAACGAAACUGGAUUGCUCACCUGUCGUGCCCAGGGAAACCCAAAACCCUCCAUCACAUGGUUAAUGAAUGGCAUACCUAUUGAAAAUUCUCCUGCAGACACCAGCAGGAAGGUGGAGGAUGACACCAUUAUAUUCUCAGAAGUUCGGACUGGUUCAAGUGCAGUUUAUCAAUGCAAUGCUUCCAAUGAAUUUGGGUAUUUGCUGGCCAAUGCCUUUGUUAAUGUGCUUGCUGAACCACCAAGGGUACUGACUGAAUCAAACAAAGUUUACCAGGUCAUCAGGAACAAACCAGCCUUACUUGAGUGUGCCUCUUUUGGGUCACCCAAACCUAAAAUCAAAUGGUUCAAGGAUACCCAGACAAGUGUUUUGGAUGGGGAUCCCUAUGUUGCGCAUGAAAAUGGAACCUUGGAAAUUAAUGUUGCUCAGACUGAACAUAGUGGAAAAUACACUUGUUUUGCAAUGAAUUAUCUUGCCAAAGCAGAGAAUGUUGUUUAUUUGGAAGUGAAGGAACCAACAAGGAUUAUUAAACAACCAAUAUACAAAAAAGUUCAAAAAAACAGAAAAGUGAUUUUUGAGUGUAAGGUUAAACAUGACCCAAGCCUAACCCCUACAAUGACCUGGCUAAAGGACAAUGAGAACCUGCCAGAUGAUGAAAGAUUUGUAGUGGGUUCAGAGAGUCUAACCAUUAAUGAUGUUACCGAACUAGAUGAAGGUACAUACACGUGUAUCAUGAAUACCUCUCUGGAUCAAGACUCUGCAAGUGCCGUGCUAACAGUUGUUGCUGCUACCCCAACUCCAGCCAUUGUAUACGAUCGACCGGAUCCUCCUACUGAUCUGGAAUUAACAGACAAGCAUAAGCGAAGUGUGCAGCUCACUUGGAUACCUGGAGAUGACCACAACAGUCCCAUAACGAAAUUUGUAAUUGAGUAUGAAGAUAACCUUCACGAGCCCAACGUGUGGAACUAUCUGACAGAGGUCCCAGGCACUAAGGCCACAGCUCAUCUCAAGCUUUCCCCCUAUGUCCAUUACUCAUUCAGAGUGGUGGCAGUCAAUGUGGUGGGCCAUAGCAAGCACAGCAUCCAAUCCCAGCAGUAUAUUACUGACCCUGCUGCACCUGAUGAAAACCCGUCAAAUGUAGAAGCUACUGGUACUGAACCCAAGAAUUUAAUUAUAACUUGGAAGCCUUUGACAGGGUUACAGUCAAAUGGGCCUGGACUUCAGUAUAAAGUUAUAUGGAGACAGAAGGAUGUGGAUAAAGACUGGGACUCUGUCACUGUUGCAAAUGUUUCUAGGUUUGUAGUUUCGGAGACACCAACCUUUGUCCCUUAUGAGGUGAAGGUACAAGCUGUAAAUGACUAUGGAAGUGCUCCUGAGCCAUCAACUGUCAUUGGAUACUCAGGAGAAGAUUUGCCAAUGGUCUCCCCUGAGAAUGUGGAUGUACGAGCACUGAACAGCACACUUGCAGAAGUUCAUUGGGAUCCAAUUCCUCCAGAAAGUGUUCGAGGUCGAUUGAAAGGAUAUAAGAUUUAUUACUGGAAGGAGAGAAGUUUAGCCAAACAGAAUCCCCAACAUGAAGAGCAACAGAUUUUGACAUUCACUGGAAACAAGACUCAUGGGAAGCUACCUGGGCUACACCCUUUCAGCCUCUAUACAUUGAAUGUCAGAGCCUUCAAUGGAAAAGGGGAGGGACCAUCUAGUCCCAAUCAGCAGUUUGAAACUCCAGAAGGAGUUCCUGGUACUCCUACAUAUUUGAAGAUUACAAAUGCAGUGCUUGACUCUUUGACCUUGGAGUGGGGCCCACCUUUUGAUCGCAAUGGAAUUUUGACAGGUUACACACUGAAGUACCAGCCAAUUAACAGCACCAAUGAACUUGGGCCUCUGAAAACAAUUUUCAUACCUGCAAAUGAAACCAAUUGGACACUGAGUAACCUGAAGUAUAACACUUACUACAAAUUUUACUUAAAUGCCCAUACCGUAAUAGGAGCAGGACCGACAAAAACAGAAGAGGCAGCAACAAUUAUGGAUGAAGCUCAUUUUCUUCAGUCCGCAGUAGAUGCGGGCAAAGGAUACACAGAAUCCCCUCUUCUAACUUCCCCUCUUAUACAAACUCUGCGCCCCCCAUUCCACAAGGUGCGUCCCGUUGUUCCCGCGUUUGGAAACGUUAGCACCUCCGUGUCAGAGGAUGGGGCUUUUAUCAGUUGGGAGUACUGGGGACCAGAUAAGAAUGUUUAUGUUGAAUAUAUAGUAGAAAACAGUAAAGAAGAUUGGAAAAAAGAGUUUGUAAAUGGCUCUCAGUCCUUUUUGAUAAAAGGGUUAAAGCCAGGAACAUCAUAUAAAGUACGAGUUGUUGCUAAAGAUCAAUCCGAUGAAACAAUUCAGAGUACGGAAGAGCUUAUUAUAACUGUUCCAGCGAUGGCAAGUCGACAGGUAGAUAUUGCCACCCAGGGAUGGUUCAUUGGCUUGAUGUGUGCCAUUGCCCUCCUUAUAUUGGUCUUGCUGAUAAUAUGCUUCAUAAAAAGAAAUAAAGGCGGCAAGUACCCAGUGAAAGAAAAGGAAGAUGCUCAUGCAGACCCAGAAAUCCAACCAAUGAAAGAGGAUGAUGGGACAUUCGGUGAAUACAGGUCACUUGAAAGUGACACAGAAGACCAUAAACCAUUAAAAGGAAGCCGGACUCCUUCCAAUGGGACAGUUAAGAAAGAGGACAGUGACGACAGUUUAGUUGACUACGGAGAAGGCGGAGAAGGACAGUUCAACGAAGAUGGAUCUUUUAUUGGACAGUAUAGCGGAAAGAAGGAAAAGGAUACCGCAGAAGGAAAUGAGAGUUCUGAAGCUCCUUCUCCAGUUAAUGCAAUGAACUCCUUUGUGUAAUCUGGAAGUUGGAACUUCUCAAGUGACUGUACACGUUCAUUUCACAGGCUGUUCCAUUACACUGUGACCUGCCACUACAUGCACAUACUGUAUGAAACCAUGACAAGAGAAAUAGGCUAGGUGCUCUAAGAGAACAUAAAAGCAAUAUGGAGAAUGUAUGGCAAGAAUAGGCAGACUGCCUAACAUGCUUGGUGAUAAAGAGAACUGGGAUAUGUUUUUGUUCUGUUAUUCUUUGCAUAAAUAUAUUUUUUUCUAAUCAUAAUGAAUUGGCAAGUAAACUGCAUAAAACCCAACAUCUUUCAUCUGCUUCUAAUAUAGUGCAUGAGAAUAAUAACUAAAAAUAAUCUUCUAUCACACUUUAUAGCACACAAAGAAAAACGUAGUGUAUGCAGUUAAAGCAGUGGAUUCAUUUUUGACUAAACCGUGCACAUCUGAAUUACUGGGUAUGAAUUUUGUUUUAUUGUCAAAGUGUUAUAUUGGUAUUAUAUUAAAAAAGGCAUCAAUGUCUUUGUGGACAUUGCUUUGGAAAUUGUGACUAAAUGUAUAGCUAUUAUUAUAUGUCUUUUUGCAAGACAGGAGCUGUUUGUAUAUAAUUGCAGAAAAAAAAUAUAUAUAGAUUGGAAAUUGAGGAUGUAUGUUUAUGCAUAGGGCUCUGAUCUUAUAGUACUUGUAGUCACCUUAAUAUUUUAAAGAUUCAGCAUACUCUCACAAAUGUACCAAGACUUGGGUCAGUGUAGUAAUUUUUUUCAACAGAGAUUUUUCAUAUUGCAAUUGCACUAAUUAAAAAGGAUGCUCAAACAACCUAAAAAUAUCAAAAACCAUAAACAUAACACACUGAUUUUUGCUACUGUAUUUGCAAUUCCGACCAACAAGGCAGCCAGUGAUGUAAAGGUGUUUUUUUUAAAAUGUGUGUGUUAAUGUUUCAGAGUCCUGCCUUUAGCAUUGAACAAAAAGUCUGCUUACUGUAUGUCCACUCAAAUGUUUAAAACAAAACAAUUGUCUCUCUUCUUGCAGUCUCACAAAAUGGGUGGUGAGCGUCCUUCAGUGAAUAGUGCCUUUGUAGACACAGUAUUAUUUCUAGAUUCAUUCACAAAAAAGCUUCAUUUUGGUUAAAGGAAAAUAUAAGAAAACAUCUUAGCAUGUGCUUCUUAACUAUUAUGGCUGCACAUGAUACUUUUUUAAACUAUCAGUAAUUGAAAUCAUUAACCAUAAAGGUACUAAGUAUAUCCAUUCCAUAAUUCUAUUAUAGGGAGACUAUUAAUGCAGUUUCCCUUGCUUUGUCAAUUACAUACUGUAGCAGCUGUAAUGUCUGAGAAGUACAGUAGCUGCUAAUUGUUUUCUGUUUAUUCUCAUUUUCAAAAACACCUCUGCAAUGGAGCAAUAUUGGAAACACACAAAAUGUUGACAUCUUACCAAAUGCUUCCUCCACUUCCAUUUGCACACAGGAGAACUGGGAAGUUCGGUCACAAAGAUUAAAAAUUCAAUUAGGCCUAAAACUUGUACUCCUUUUAGAAAUGCCAAGAGCCUUGUGAGUGAAAAUACUGGAAUUUCAUAAUUUGGGUGUUCAUAACUUGCAUCAAGUUUACAUUUAAUUUUAUGCUUUUGUGUGUAGAUAUUUUGUUGAAUUUGUAAAUAUACCCUAAUUUGCUGUAGACUCAUUAGGCCUGAUAUGUACUGUGUAUGAAAUACUUUGGCCAGUGAAGUGCAUUGUAUUGAAUAUUAUCUACUAUACAGUUUCCUUUGCUGUGAAUUUGUAAAUUUGUAACUCACAAAAUGCAAGUCUUUCAAAGGUUUCUCACUAGCUCUAAAGCAGGUUAGAGAACACAGUAUGACUUCCAAAUUGUAUUUUUUGUUAGGUGUCAAAUGUUUCUUUCUGACCUUGAUGCACCUUUUCAUCAUUAUAGAAAACCAACUCCACAAAGGCCUCCAGAAACAAAUUCCUCUUGAAAUUGCAAUUCUGUUACUGUAGGUAUGAAAUGCCAUUCUGGUUAAUGUGGAUGCUGAAUGAGACUGUGCAUGAAAGGCUGCCAAAUUGGUUAUUCAGUAAUAUCGCAAGAUUAUUUUGUAUUUGAAUCAAAAUAAAUGUGGUUUCAGGAUUUCACUAACAA